CGCUCAUUGCUGGCUAGCGCCAAUAUGGUGCGACAACAGAGCGACACCACUGGAGUGCGACGACUCGUCCGUGGUGCAGCUAUCGAGGAUGAUCGGCCACAGACUAGUCAGGCAUCAUCGUGGAUUCCUAAACUCGUCCGAAGUUCGAAAUAUUCCAUUGUUGACACUACUUCCUUCUCUAGUCUUUGCGUAUUGUUGCCUAUCUCGCGUAUGAUUCUCAGGAUGACCCUUCUAGACCCAAGGUCACGUGAGAAGACACCACGAGUAUUAUGCGCCAAUUCCGUUUGGCGAAGAAGAGACACCGAACGAGAAAAGUUGGACGAGUUGUCUGGGUUAUGUCUUAAUGCUUAG
Molecule: messenger RNA, 351 nt
Organism: Strongylus vulgaris
Lineage: Eukaryota; Metazoa; Nematoda; Chromadorea; Rhabditida; Strongylidae
Source: the annotation of a GenBank genome assembly